Alternaria alternata is the source of this 1752-nucleotide messenger RNA. Its product is annotated as HET-domain-containing protein. Lineage: Eukaryota; Fungi; Ascomycota; Dothideomycetes; Pleosporales; Pleosporaceae. The record is from RefSeq and is a predicted model, not a curated record. The transcript has 2 exons. Bases 1 to 1719 code for a protein of 572 amino acids.
AUGGUUGUUACACGCAGCCAAACCCGCCGAAGUACCACGACUACUCACACAUUUCACGAACAAUUUCCGCUUCCAUCAGACGAGAAGAGUAUCAGAGUACUCUGCAUACAACCGGGUGUCAGGGGUACUACGAUCGAAGCUUCCUUAUCCAAGAUAGAUCUCAAUGAUCCGGAACGAGCGCCAUAUACUGCUCUCUCAUAUACAUGGGGUGAUGCUGCGAUUGUCGACUAUAUCCUAGUCAACGACGAGAAGAUGGGGGUUGGAGCAAAUUUGUUCCAGGCACUGCAGCACAUCCGAUCCCCCGAUGAACCGAUCGUCAUUUGGGUGGAUGCCAUUUGUAUCGACCAAACGGACAACAUUGAGAAGUCUCACCAAGUAUCGCACAUGGACCUGGUUUACAGAUUGUGCGACCAGGCGUACAUCUGGCUUGGUUCUCCGGACGACUCUAAUUUGAUGAAAAGCAAUCCGUUCGCGCUUGUGGAACAUUUGGCGGCAGACAAGCAUUUGUACGAACUCCCAAGGCUUGUUGCUCGCAGUCCAUGGUGGCAUAGGGCUUGGACGGUACAGGAAGCCGUUCUACCAGAUCAAGCUGUGGUCAUAUGUGGUUCAUGGAGAACCCCUUGGGAGAGUUUUAAAAUGUAUCAAAAGGGCAUGCUAAGUUACUUUUCUGAUCAUACAGAUGAUUGUUGUCAUGACGCUUAUCAAGCGUUAGGUGCAAGUAAAACAAUGUCCCUGAUCAAAGUAGCGGACUACAUACAGACGUUGGAAGGAUCGCGUCGCGCAGCACCAGGCUUCAAGACAUUUUCCGAGGUCAGCCUUGCCUAUAUUUGUCGACAAUGCUCCAACCCUCUAGACAAGAUAUACUCUCUCUUGGGAUUAUCUGACUCAUCCAAAAUCGAAUUGUACCCCGAUUACACGAAGGAAGUGUCAGAGGUAUAUGUGGAGGCUUUCUGUAAGAUGCUAGAAGAGGCCGAGAUGAGUCCUCGGUGCCUACUUGGCGGAGGAUUCAAUAGCGAAAGGUUCAACCUGCCUUCCUGGGUGCGUGACUUCUCUGCAGUCUUCGAUCCGAGACCUCAGCUUAGGCGUACCCAUGUGCAUUAUCAUCUCUUCAAAACCUGUGGAGAUCUGUCUGGGAAGCUUGAAGUGAAGGACCGAAAGCAUCUGCUGACACAUGGAAUUCUCAUCGAUCGAGUAAAAGCCGUGGCCAUGAAGACAUAUAUCUGGGAGUCGCGAAACAUUGAGGAAACUGUUCACAACUGGCGCCGCACUUGCGAGGAAAAUGGAGUUUCAGUCAGAACUGAUGAAGCAAUCGACGCUUUUGCCAAAGUUUUGUGUGGCGGCGUUAUCUACAGGGGAGCUGGCCCCUUAGAACUGCUUGAGGAGAAUGACGUCGAUCUUCCCACUGAUAGCGAAUGGAGCGACUUCUGGGCAACAGGCAACUGGAAUGAAUUAUCCAGGGGGUACAGAACGGCCUGUACAAAUGCAUUGGACCAGAGGAUACUUUAUAUAACAUUUUCAGGUCGUAUUGGUCUAUCACUCCCGAAUGUUAAGGUUGGAGACGAAAUCUGGGUAAUCCACGGUUCUGAUGUACCGUUCAUACUUCGAAGACAGUCUGAAACACCAGCACACCACCGAUUAGUUGGAGAUACAUACUUGCACGGUGUAAUGCACGGAAGCUGUGCUAGGAGAGAGGACAGCGUAGAAGUGGUCUUAGUGUGAGCAAUGCAUACUUUGGUAUCAUCGACUUUAUCC